UCUCUCUGUUCCAGCUUGCUGCUGAACUCUCUGGAGGACGGAACAUAAACGAGCUGAAGACAUUUCAAAACUACCUGACUAGUGCAAGCUGCUGGCUUUCCUCCCAUCCCAAAGAGCCAGCUGAGGAACACUGACAGACAGGUCACAGUGGAUCUGAUGAUGAAGAGUUACGGCCCUGAGAGAGCUGUGAAGAUCACACUGAGGAUCCUGAGGUGGAUGAAUGAGCAUGAUCUCACUGAGAAGUUACAGAGUGAUCACACAGAAACCGCCGGCCCUGAGGAAGCUGUGGAGAUCACACCGGAGAUCCUGAAGAAGAUGAACUGGGAUGAUCUGUCAGAGAAGAAAAAGAGAGAGUGGUUUCCAGAGAACAAUGAUCAGGAGGACAAUGGAACAUACCGGUUAGAGUGCCCCAGGGCAGGUCUGUUCCAGUGCAGUAUAACAGGCCUGGUGUUUAGGAUGGAGGGAGAGGUGCUCUAUAGGACAGUCCACUGGGACAUGAGGCUUCUAGCCCAGAAUGGCAAGAGACCUGCAGGACCCCUGUUCAAGUUUACAUGCCUUAAGGGGUCUGUCAGUCAACUACACCUCCCCCACUGUGAGAUCUGCCCUGGUGGUGGAUGUGACUUCCUGUCUGUAGCUCAUGUGACUGAUGACAACAUUGAGUUUAUCCCUCCUCAUGAGACAACAGACACACAUGUCAUAAUAAACAUCAGUGGAUUCUGUGCUUAUGGCCUCACCAAGAAUAAGGAUGCUCCUGUCUUCCCUAUCAAAGCCCAGGUGUUGUUGUUCUACCAACCAUCAGAUGACCCUGACCUGGAGUCUGUACUGCAUGUGUUGUUGCUGCCUCGGAACGUUGUCCUAAUGAAGGUGKAAGAGGAGAGGGCGAGGAGGAACGGCAUGAGAGAAACCUUCAUUGAAACAACCUCUGACUGUGAACUGACCCCUGAUCAGAUUUACAGCCUCUCCACUGAUGGGUAUCAUAAGGUGAUACCUGAGACCAAAAAGUUUGAUAAUGAUAAAGACUACGAAAACUACACCACAACAUUUGCGGUAUUCUUACCUGCCAAAGUUAAAAAAGCUGAACUGACAUUGAAGAAGAAGAAGAAUAUAGCCUGGUCCACAUUAGACCUACUGUCCAGUCUAUUUGUGAGUUGUGAAUAUCCAUGGAAGGGUUUCUACAGAUAUCAAGCCCCUCUCCCUGCAGCCACUCCUGCCAAACCCCCUACUUUCCCAGGACGAGACUUCAUUACAAAACACAGGAUUGCUCUAGAAACUCGCCUGGGACUCUUGCAGCCCAUUCUCUUGCAUCUGGAGGAUCACAAGGUUCUGAAUGCUGAGGAGAGGGAGGAGGUGGUCAGUAAAUCCACCAAGACCCUACAGAACCAAGCCCUGCUGGACAUGGUGGUAAGGAAAGGGGAUGAAGCCCAGGAAGUGUUCUACCAAGUCCUGAGAGAAGCAGACCGCUUCCUGGUCAGAGACCUGGAGAAGAAGAAAUCCUGAAAACCUGCAAAAUCGGCAGUGUAUCAAAUACUUGUUCUCCCCAC
Salvelinus sp. IW2-2015 is the source of this 1541-nucleotide messenger RNA. RefSeq names its product caspase recruitment domain-containing protein 8. Gene Ontology annotation, biological process: regulation of apoptotic process. Lineage: Eukaryota; Metazoa; Chordata; Actinopteri; Salmoniformes; Salmonidae. The record is from RefSeq and is a predicted model, not a curated record.